Messenger RNA from [Torrubiella] hemipterigena, 2345 nucleotides. Lineage: Eukaryota; Fungi; Ascomycota; Sordariomycetes; Hypocreales; Clavicipitaceae. The record is from the annotation of a GenBank genome assembly.
CUUUGCGUUUUCCUUUGACUCUGCGACACAUCGCUUACACCAAUCGUCGUACUGUAGUGGUUUUAUGUACCAUUGGCUGCCUCAGGCUCUCACCACCCGCACUCUCCCAAUGACUGUUAUCCCUGCCUCGCAUCGAGUCCCAAAUCGAUAACCUUGUUUCCGCCACAAUCCUUCCAAGGCAUGGCGCUCGGAAAUGCAAGCAGCGGGGAUCCAGAAGUUGCCGCCAAGGCGUAUGUGUGCGCAACGUGUGGGAAGCAGUAUCAGCGCAAUACACACUUGCGCCGCCAUGAAGCCACCCACACGCAAGUAAAGAAAUUCGAAUGCCCACACUGCGAGGCAUCCUUUUUCCGAAGUGAUGUGUGCAAACGACAUCGCAUCUGGUGCGCUGGACGGCACGGCCUAGCCACUUCUUCGGCGCCGCUCAAACGAGGGCGUCAGAGCUCAGCAUGUGUUCACUGCUCCAAGAGCAAAGUGGCAUGCGACGGCGGCCGCCCUUGCACUCGCUGUACAACACGGUCAUUGGCAUGCCAGUAUCCGAAAGACAUAGCGCUAAGAAAGUCAAAGGAGGAAGAUGCCGUAUCAAGCCAUGUAAUACCGGACGCCCCCAGCAGAAAUCUCACCCCGCCAUCGACUGUCGUCAGUCCAGCGUCCACAUUGAGUAGCAACGCUACGGUGUCGUCGGGAUCCAGCAGGGGCGAGACCAAGCUCCCGUUCUUAGAAAAGUUCAUGGACCCGUCCAAGAACAUCAUGCUCGAAUAUUUUGCAGCAACAGACAAUGACGGCUCCAUAAACGAGGUUGUGUCGGAGGAUGCAGCCAAUGUUCGCGCCCAGUACGACGAGAUGCGCAACAUGCAGGAUCUUGCAGACGUUGCGACAUUAUUUCCUGAACAGUACCAGUCCAUGCUGGAUGAUAUGCUGGCCUCGUUUUCGCCAGACGAAGACCUUGACAUGCUCUCUCUCUCUAUGUCAUCAUCUCCCAUUCCAGCACUUACUGACGACGGCUUUGUACGGCUUGAAGCACGGUGCGACUCGCUCAUCGAUGUACUGGAGAGUGUCCGAGAGAGCUUGCCAGAGGAUGCCGCGACUGCUUUUGACAUGACUGACGCCAAAUCCAUCUUCAACCCAGAGAGUAUCCGCGCAUUUACAGCCACCUUUUUUCGUUUCGGUCAUGUCCACUUCCCCAUCAUCCAUCCUUCCACUUUUGGCGAUGAAAACACAUCGACCCCGUUGCUGCUGGCAGUCAUCAUGGGCGGUGCAUUUCGCUCUACGCCAUCCAAACAAACGAACCUAGCAAGAUCGUUCUCAUAUCCAAUUGAAGAAUACAUCUUUAGCAAAAUUAACACCCUUUCCCUACUUCCGCCACCAUCCACCCCUCCCUCUACCGAAACGCUACAGCUGCUGCAGGCCGGCAUCAUGAUGGCCUAUCUAAUGUUUUUAACCAACUACCCGCCAACCAGAAAGCGCGGCAGACUGUAUCGAUUACCACAGCUCAUUGCAGCCGUCCGCGGCCUCGAGCUCUUCUCUAAGCAGUACUCUCUAGGCCGAGAUUGGAAAGACUUUGUCUACCAGGAAACUACUGUCCGAGUGGCAAUAUGGGCGGCUCUGGCUGACUGGCACUACGCCGUGAGCUUUUACUACCCACCUCUUGUCGCUGGCAGCGAAGUGCAAGCCAGCUUUCCGUGCCACCAAACGCUCUGGGAUGCCCCAGACGCAACGGGAUAUAUCCUGCAACUGGAGGCUCUGCAACCGCCAACUGCAUAUCCAGCGACCAAGGCACCAACGUCUAUCAGAGAAUUCAUAUCCGCUCUAAUGGAUAAUAAAUUCACUAUUGCGGGCAGCAUGGUGGCCAAUCGAGUGACAAUUGAGACGCUGUACACCGUGACGGUUGCAUUCAACUCGCUCACCGUAUUUGCACUUCAAAUGGGCAUCAUGUCCAACUGGGCCCCCGUGCUGCUUCGUGCACUUGAGCGAUGGGAAGCGCUUUUUGCUGAGGCCAUGGCACAGCUGGAUGAAAAGACGGCCCGCAAGGCCGGUGCAGCAAGGCACGCACCGGAGACAUGCAUCCUGCUGCGGCUGAUUAUCGUAGUGUUUCUCAAGAAUCCCGGCCAUGCGUACUUUCAAAAGAUUGGCCAUGACUCCAUGCACGAGCUGUAUGAUAUCGCCAAAGCUGCUGCUGCAGAGGAAUCAGAGCCUGCUGAAGAAACAGAUUCGUGAAAUUAAUAGCUGUAUCGCUUUUUUUGAGAGAGAGAGCUUGCAGUAGCUGAUAAAGAACCCUUCAUGUACAUACUUACUGGCACAGUCCACAGACACAGAAACAGUAAUUGAAACAACAUGUGUAUAGAUGU